Cotesia glomerata is the source of this 1995-nucleotide messenger RNA. RefSeq lists its product as uncharacterized. NCBI's taxonomy places the organism in Eukaryota, Metazoa, Arthropoda, Insecta, Hymenoptera, Braconidae. The coding region runs from base 517 to 1833 and encodes 438 amino acids. The transcript has 3 exons. The record is from RefSeq and is a predicted model, not a curated record.
AAUCUUUUAGCUCGAAGAGCUCAAAAAUCAAUUAAUUGGAAAAAUUUGAAGCCCGAAAAAAAGCAGGGAGUUCCAAGAAUGGCUUGCAGGUCAACUGCUUUUCAGAUUUUUUAGUUUAAAUAACGCUCAGAACUUAGUAAUAAGAAAUUUUUCAAGCGUUUUAAUUUUGUGAAUAGCGGAAAAUUCCAGGGAUGUCUUGUAGGGUCAAUCAAUUUUCAGAUAUUUAAUUCCUCCUAUAUUUAUUUCUUUUACUAUUCAAUAAAUCGACAUGUUAGUUGCACCGAAUAAAAAUAGCUGAUAGUCAAGUUUGUAACAUAUGUUAUUAUUUGCUUACCGAUGGAAGAUUAGUGAAACGAAAGAGCUCGACCGCAGCUCCCGAGGGACUUUUGGUCGAUAGUUUCUACAGCACCAGCAGUUCUUGUGGAAGCUUCAGUCCGUUUUAUGGAAGCGAUAAAAAUUCUUUUUCUAGAACUAGUUGACGUGUCUUUUUGACGAAGCUCGUCAAUAAUUUUAACUAUGUUUCGCCACAUUGUGAGUUGCUUAAUUCUGCAAAAUUGGUUUUCUAAAUUGACCAUCAGCAGACUAAUAAUGCGACUGUUUGAAAUCAUUUUAUGCUGGUGUUGUGUACUUACUGGUCAAUUUUCAAAUGGAAGCAGCAUUCACAGUUCAGAAAUCAAAUCACGUCUCAUCAAUCAUACGAUGGAAUUGAUUGAUAAAAGUUUUGCGAAUAAUUCGAACCCACUGAUAAUAUCUUCUGACUUCGUUGAUGACCAAGUGGUAAGUGGGAACAUCGAUAAUGGAAAUCCGGUGAUUGUCAUAAAUAGUGAUCUGAGUGAGAGACGGAUAGAAAUUAAAGGGUAUCUUUCCAGCUAUCCUACGUACAACCUCAGAUUUGAAUCUCUAUACAAGCUGAUUGCACUUAUCUUAGGGUUUAUGGCCUCACCAACCUGGAACAUAAAGUCGCCAAUUUUUGUUCUCGACAUUUCUGAAGAACCUCAUGUAGACGCUUUUAAUGUUAUUUCAUUCCUUGGAUAUUUCGAUACUUUAAUAUCAUACUAUAUGUGUUAUGAUAACGACAAACAUUCAACCAUAGUCUACACUCUGAACCCUUACACACAAUACGCCCCGUUGCCUUGGAAUCAAGUUAAAUUUUCAAAUGCAAAUAUCAACAAUAAAACCAAGUCGACACUAUACAGUCUGCAGUAUCCGAAAGAUUUGAAGAACAAUUAUAAAAAUAUUUAUUUUGAUAAGACUCAGUACUUAGAUGGUCAUAAAACAAAAUUAUUCGCUCGUGUCAUUUCAACGAAUUCAAUUGAACAGAAUAAGAAAGAAAACAUUAAUAGAAUUCUUAAACAUUUUGUAAAGAUCAAAGACUACGGAUUGAAUUCAUUACCUGAUUAUAUGAAAGUAAAAGCGUCAGUUCAUAUUCUGAAGAGCUAUUUCAAUUCCGACAUAAUUAAACACGGGUUCGAUAGAGAUCUUAACAAUCAUCAGUAUGAUGCGAUUAACGUUAAGAAUCAAUUAGCUGAUACAAAUCCUAAAUUAACUGAUUAUUUGACCACAGUCACCGAAAUCCAUAUAAAUUUUCAGUUCAUCUUCAUCACACUCUUGGUGUUGUUGAUUGCUGUGAUCAUAAUUAUGAACAGUAAAUUUGAUGUGAGUGAAGGAAUCAUGGACAUUGUGAGCAUGUCACUGAGUAUGGGGAUAACAUCUCCAAUGGGACGUCUUUUGAUGAGGAUCAUUUAUUUCUUUGGAUUUUGUUCAUUUUCGUAUAGCGAUGCCCGAAUUCCAAGGACAAAUCUCGACCAUUCUAUCCCAACCUGCAAGGCGUAAUGUCGAAAUCCUAAAGGACUAGUUCGACAACAAGUAUCAUGUGUUUUACAAUGGGUUUCUAGAAAACGACAGAAUUAAUGAAAAAUUGUGGGUGACCGCAGAGGACCAGAAAUACUUGUAUCCAUCAUCUGAUGCUGGGUUGAAAAAAUGUGCGAAAGAAGC